AUGGGCUCUCAAUAUUUGGAUUUUGAAAAUAUGACUGGUGACACACCACUUAAAGCUGCGUGUGAGAGUGGACAUCUAGAUGUGGUAAAGGAGCUGAUAGGGGCAGGGGCUAAUGUUAAUCCACAAGAUGAAUAUGAUACGCCAUUGACACUUGCAUAUAAGGGUGGAUAUAUGAUGAUCGUAAAGGAGCUGCUCGGGGCAGGGGCUGAUAUUAAUCCACUAAAUGAGUUUAAUACACCGCUAGUAAAUGCAUGUGAAGAUGGACAUCUGAAUUUAGUAAAGGCUCUGUUAGAGGCAGGGGCUUGUGCCAAUUCUCCAGGUACCGGUACCUAUGAUACACCACUGAUAGCAGCGUGUAGAGUUGGACAUCUGAAUAUAGUGAAGGAGCUGCUAAAGGCAGGGGCCGAGGUUAAUCUACACGGUGAAUUCGGUACACCAUUGACAACUGCAUGUGAGGUUGGAUUUAUUGAUUUAGUGAGAUUGCUGCUAGAAGUAGGGGCUGAUGUUAAUCCACAAGGUGAAUUUGAUUCACCGCUGACAGAGGCGUGUAAGGGUGGAUAUUUCAUUGGCCCGAUGUUAGCACUAGUGUUUUUAAAAGAUGGGAUAUUUACAGUCUGA
This is a messenger RNA of Saccostrea cuccullata (small rock oyster), 618 nucleotides long. RefSeq names its product ankyrin repeat domain-containing protein 17-like. Gene Ontology annotation, molecular function: protein binding. Bases 1 to 618 code for a protein of 205 amino acids. The record is from RefSeq and is a predicted model, not a curated record. The transcript has a single exon. Lineage: Eukaryota; Metazoa; Mollusca; Bivalvia; Ostreida; Ostreidae.